AAAUCCCCAGCAGACAUUGUGAAGAACCUGAAGGAGAGCAUGGCUGUUCUGGAAAAGCAGGACAUUUCUGACAAGAAAGCAGAAAAGGACUUCCUUGGCUUCCCGACGUCCACUUUCAUCUGGACUUUGUAACAUCCCGGUGCUGCUGGUGCUGGUGCGGACCCAUCCGUCAGGCGUGUGCUGCGCAGUUGCAGGCACGGGGCGCCUGACAGAGCAGAAGGAAGCACGUUAACUUGAAAUCACAAGGAAAAGCAGAAUUACACACAACAGGGAGAAAAGGAGUACAUGGUGGUGGUGAAGGCCACAGAAGAAGUCUCCAAAAACCUGGUGGCCAUGAAGGAGAUCCUGUACGGCACGAACGAGAAGGAGCCGCAGACGGAGGCGGUGGCGCAGCUUGCUCAGGAGCUCUACAACAGCGGGCUCCUGAGCACCCUCGUGGCGGACUUACAGCUCAUUGACUUUGAGGGCAAAAAAGACGUGGCGCAAAUUUUCAACAAUAUUCUCAGAAGACAAAUUGGUACAAGAACUCCUACUGUUGAAUACAUCUGCACUCAACAGAAUAUUUUGUUCAUGUUAUUGAAAGGGUAUGAAUCUCCAGAAAUAGCUCUAAAUUGUGGGAUAAUGUUAAGAGAAUGCAUCAGACAUGAACCACUUGCCAAAAUCAUUUUGUGGUCAGAACAGUUUUAUGAUUUCUUCAGAUAUGUCGAAAUGUCAACAUUUGACAUAGCUUCAGAUGCAUUUGCCACAUUCAAGGAUUUACUUACAAGACAUAAAUUGCUCAGUGCAGAAUUUUUGGAACAGCAUUAUGAUAAAUUCUUCAGUGAAUACGAGAAGUUACUUCAUUCAGAAAACUAUGUGACAAAAAGACAGUCACUCAAGCUUCUCGGUGAACUGCUGUUAGACAGACACAACUUCACAAUUAUGACAAAAUACAUCAGUAAACCAGAGAACCUCAAGUUGAUGAUGAAUCUCCUACGAGACAAGAGUCGUAACAUCCAGUUUGAGGCCUUCCACGUGUUUAAGGUGUUUGUAGCCAAUCCCAACAAGACGCAGCCCAUCCUGGACAUCCUCCUCAAGAACCAGACCAAACUCAUAGAGUUCCUCAGCAAGUUCCAGAAUGACAGGACCGAGGACGAACAGUUUAACGAUGAGAAGACCUAUUUAGUUAAACAGAUCAGGGAUUUGAAGAGACCAGCCCAGCAAGAAGCCUAAUUUGCAAUCAGCACCUACAAUAGUAAAUCCAGAUUCGGCAUCUGCUGUUAGCUAUUCAGCAUCAGGCUCUCUUCUCGGUUCAUGAGGAACAUUACUGCUAACCUGCUGUUAAGUGAACGGUUUUUCAUUUUACCUUUUUUGUUUGUUUUAGUCCACGUUGGAGAACGUAGCUGCUGCUUUCUUGCCCACUAGAGCACACGUGGACUUCUUCUUGAUCUGUGUGUUGCUUCGGAAGUCGAGGACUGUGUUGGCUGUGGGAGUUCUGAACGUGGCUGGCCGGGCUCCUGCAGGCAGAUGCAUAGGUGACAGUGUGGCUUAGGGAGGAAGGGGGUUGGUGUUUUCAGAUCCGACCUGCGUGUUCGCGCUGAUCUCUGUUAAAGAUCUGAGCGUGGAGGCGCGGUGAGGCGGUGCGCCUUGGCGGACGGAGGACCGCGCAGAGCCGCGUUGGAGACCAGAGGGGCGCUGUUCCGGGGCAGGAGCCGUUUGGGCGGAUAAAGUUGACGUGCGAGUGAAUGGAUAGCCACUUCUCAAAGGCGUGAGGCUUCAUAAGGUCGUAAGGAAAAUGUAUAUAUGCUUUUCACAGCUUUCUAGAAUAUUCUGACAUUUGAUUUUUCUCGAGACUUGUAAACCUGGAUAUGUUGAAGGGUAUUUGUUAAUUUUACUUUUUGGAAGGUAUUUUAAACCAGUAGAACUAACAGUGACACCUUGCAUUUCAUUUCAACGAUGCUUACAGGUUUCUUUUGUAUAUAAUUCUUAGAGUGCUCCUUUCUUUUAAAUGAUUUAAUUUGUACAGCAGAGGAAUGUUACUGUAUUAGUAUGUAACUAUUACCUAAUAUUGAGUUUUUGCAAAAAAAAAAAUGAAUGCUCAAAUGUAAUUGAAAGACUUCGAUCACAUGAAAAUGCUGAUUUAACUUUUAAGUAUCACAGCAUUAAAAGAAAAAAUGGAAACCAGCCCUUUGUAUUCAGCUGUCUCCUGGGAUGCCGCCCGCCGCACCCCUGCGCCGCGUCGGCCUUAUUCACUUAAAUGGGUCACGAGCUCGCCUGCCGUGAGUGGUGCCGAUGAUGCUAAGUUGCUGCUGCUGCUUCGGGGGGGAGGGGCCUGCAGAGCACCGCCUCUUCCUCAGCGUGGGUGACCCAGCGCAGCAGUCGUGAGGCUGGGUGACUGACACGUCGGCUUCUCUUAGGAAAGGAAGAGCCCCUAGCCAUACGUGUCCUAUGGGGACAUUUAUUUUUUUUUAAUGUCCUGUUCCUUAAUGCUGCAAAUUAUCAGUAUUUAUAAAGUAACUGAUUUUGCACCACUUUUUGUUACUGUGACCACGUCAGAACGUCUCCUAGAACAUAUCUGUGUCAAGUUCUUAGAAUGGUAUCUGUUCAUCUUAGUGAUACAGAGAUCACAACUAACAACUUAACGAAUCAGAGUUUGCCAGUUUGAAUUCAGCAUGGCUGUAGCUGAUUAAGAAAUUUAUAUCCUUACUCUCUGCCCGCCUCUCUAACUAACGGAAUUAUUUAUCAGCCAGCAACACGAGACUCCCGGUGGAUGUUUUGAGCAUCAGGUUUUCAGACCUCCUGGGAAUACCAGUGAGGAAAAUAGCUCCCGAGGAUACAACUGUGUUUUUUCCCAUCUCAGUCCAAAGGCAGUCUGCAUUUUAAUUGCUUUUCCUGAGGCUGUCUUUCCCAAAUUCCGUGUAAAACAAGUCCUGUCUUUCUAUCGGAAGUCGGGAAAGCGAUCCAAGCUCCCCGAAACGAACAAUGCCCAAGCUACUUAGGAGGGGAACGCAGGACUGGACCGCGCGGAAACGUCCAGUGCUUGGUGUCUGGAUUUGGGGCGAAGACCUCAGUUACACCAAGUGGAAGGAAGGUCCCCCUGCCACGCUGGCUCCUAGCACCUUCCACGCGGGCGGGGGCUGCGGGGCGCCUGCACGCCAGUGUGCGGGACCCGGUGAGGGUGCGGCACACCACCCUCGCCUUGGGAUUGGGGACAGUUAGGACUCGUUUUGUUUUUGUUUUCUAACAAAAAUGUGAAAACAUUUCAAAGGUGAAAAGUUAUGAUCAUUUAAUAUAUUCAUAUUCCCCAAACUACCGUACGGGAAGUGGUUUCUUUCUGUGUUUUAAAGGUUUCAUUUUACCUGAGUCAGGUACAUUACUCAGUGUGAUUUUUUAGCCCCUAAAAAACAAAAAGGUGGAGAUGUAUACAGUUGUUAACAAUGCCAUGAAAGCAUUUCCUUUCUCCCAAGGAAACGUAAAUUUCUUAUCAGAAUAUCUGGCUGGCCCUGUAAGUUAAAUUAAAAAUAAAAUUUUGGAGAAACAGCA
Messenger RNA from Suricata suricatta (meerkat), 3522 nucleotides. It is a transcript of the gene CAB39, whose product is annotated as calcium binding protein 39. Gene Ontology annotation, molecular function: protein serine/threonine kinase activator activity. The coding region runs from base 286 to 1212 and encodes 308 amino acids. The transcript is spliced from 9 exons. Gene Ontology annotation, biological process: intracellular signal transduction. The record is from RefSeq and is a predicted model, not a curated record. NCBI's taxonomy places the organism in Eukaryota, Metazoa, Chordata, Mammalia, Carnivora, Herpestidae.